Molecule: messenger RNA, 594 nt
Organism: Didymodactylos carnosus
Lineage: Eukaryota; Metazoa; Rotifera; Eurotatoria; Philodinida; Philodinidae
Source: the annotation of a GenBank genome assembly
AUGAUUAAACAAUCAUUAGAUGAAAAUAAAUACAAAUGUAUCACUCCUAUUGUUGAACUUAUUCUUAUUGAUAAUGAUUUAUUACAAUUUUUUCAAAGACAAGAUAAUUUAGAAUUACAAAAAUAUUUUUAUCAAGAAAUUGGUGAACAAUUAUUACAAGAUAAUUAUGAAAAAUAUCAACUUAAUAAUAAAUAUAAUUUAAAACGUUCACAAUUAAAAUUAUUAUUAAAACGUUCACUAUUCAUUUAUCAACAAAAAUAUUCUUCAACUAUUAUCUAUUUAGAAUAUAAUCAAUGUUUAUUAUUAAUUGAAGGAAAAUUUGAAUCAAUAGUUAAUAAUUAUAUUGAUUAUAUUGUCAAAGAUGAUCUUUAUUUAAAUGGUAGAUCUCGACAAAGAGAAUCAGAACAGAAAACAACUUAUAAGGGUCUAUGUCUCAUAGAUUCAUUACAACAACAAUCAAUUAGACAAUUUAAAAUAGUAUCAUCAUCAUCUCCAUCCAUUUUUUUUAUAUGGAAUAAUCGUGAUCUACUACUAAUGGUUACAUCGACAUCAAACAACAAUAGAUCCAAUCUAAAAAGACGUUUUUCUCUGUAA